Botrytis fragariae is the source of this 432-nucleotide messenger RNA. RefSeq lists its product as uncharacterized. The transcript is spliced from 3 exons. The record is from RefSeq and is a predicted model, not a curated record. Bases 1 to 432 code for a protein of 143 amino acids. Lineage: Eukaryota; Fungi; Ascomycota; Leotiomycetes; Helotiales; Sclerotiniaceae.
AUGACUGCUUGCAUAGAUAAGAGAGAAAAGAGAGGCAAAAUAUCGCACCGCGAUGCUCCUACUGUUGAAUCGCAACAUCCAGAGGAGUCCAGAAAGAAAGGCAUCCUUAGCCAUGUUGUAGUUGUUGCCGCUGCGUACUAUAUCCAUCGUCGCUCAUCUGCUGAUACGAUCUCACAAAUAGGGAAGAUUUCCAAGAAUAUUGCGGCUCGAUCCGCUAUUGCUGCGAAACUGCCCUUGAAUUCGAAUGGUGCGCAAGCUGGUGGUGACAUUGAUACGAAGCAGGAGAGAGAGGAGGAAGAUGAAGAUCCGAGCAAGAAUUUUGAUGAGGAGGCGGACAUGCUGGAGGAUAUGAUUAGGGAUAAGGAAAGAAACCAGAAUAACUGGGGAGGAGGGCGUGAAGCUGGAGGUACCUGGGAAAUUCCUAUUCGGUAG